Messenger RNA from Solanum verrucosum, 1587 nucleotides. RefSeq names its product receptor-like protein EIX1. The transcript is spliced from 4 exons. Lineage: Eukaryota; Viridiplantae; Streptophyta; Magnoliopsida; Solanales; Solanaceae. Bases 1 to 1587 code for a protein of 528 amino acids. The record is from RefSeq and is a predicted model, not a curated record. Gene Ontology annotation, molecular function: protein binding.
AUGGGGAUUUGCAGAGAAAAUGAGCAACGAGCGUUGGAGACCUUGAAGAAAGAAGUAGAUGAUCCCUCAAAUAUUCUCUCUUCUUGGGUUGUUGGAAAAGAUUGUUGUGAAUGGGAAGGGGUCCUGUGCAACAAUCUCACUCGUCAUGUGAUUGAGCUAAGCAUUUAUAGUGAUUGGAGUAAUUUCCUUUCAGUGGGAUUGCGAAAUACUUCUUCUUUAUCUACUUUGGGACUAGGCUAUAAUAAACUCACAGGAGCUCUUCCGGAAAGUGUUGGCCAGCUUUCAAUGCUAGAAUUCUUUUUCAUCGAUAACAAUAGGUUGGAAGGUGUUGUAACAGAAAGUCAUUUCUCUAAAUUAACACAAUUACAACUCUUCUCUGCAUCUAGAAAUAAUCUGACUUUAAAAGUGAGUAAGAAUUGGAUUCCACCUUUUCAAGCCACAGACAUUGUAAUAGGCGGCUGGAAUAUAGGCCCUUUGUUUCCCAUGUGGCUCCGAACUCAAAAGCGGAUAAUGAAUGUCGACAUAUCAGAUGGUGGAAUACAAGGUGAGGUUCCAACUUGGUUUUGGAACUUGUCUUCUCAAAUUCGAUUUCUCAAUCUUUCUCAUAACCAAUUUGUUGGUGAGGUUCCAAUCAUCUCGACACCUUCGUGGACGGAUGAACAUGAAGGUCCUUGGACAAUAUACUUGGGUUCCAACAAUUUUAGUGGACCAUUACCCUUGAUUUCAACCAUUGUAACUGAGCUCGAUCUCUCAAACAAUUCUUUUUCCAAAGGUUUAUCUAAUUUUUUGUGUGAAACAAAGAAUGGAUCUUACAAAUUGGAGAUCUUAAAUCUCGGGGGAAAUGAUUUAUCAGAAGAAAUUCCUGAUUGUUGGAUGAAUUGGCCAAAGUUGACGGUUUUAAUCUUGAGGGACAAUAAUUUGAUUGGAAGCUUACCAAGAUCUAUGGAGGUUUUGAGAGUUCUGAUAGAGAGUGCAAUGGUGACGACUAAAGGCAACAUGUACCAGUAUGACACAAUUUUGGCGUUGUUUACGAGUAUGGAUAUGUCUAGUAAUAAUCUUUCUGGAGAUAUUCCUAUAAGUAUAACACGUCUUGCAGGAUUAAGAUCAUUUAAUCUUUCCAAAAAUAACCUAACUGGUAGGAUUCCAAACGACAUUGGUGACAUGAAAGUCUUGGAAUCUGUUGAUCUUUCAGAAAAUCAACUUUAUGGUCAAAUUCCACAAAGUUUUUCGAGUUUGACCACUUUGAGCUACUUGAAUCUAUCUGAUAACAAUUUGUCAGGUAUGAUACCGUUGAGCACUCAACUUCAAAGCUUUAUUUCCACGAGUUUUCAAGGAAACAAACUCUGCGGACUUCCACUCUUGGUGAAUUGUAGUUCAGAUGACAAUAUUCCAAAUCACGAAUAUGAAGUUGAUGAGAGUGACAAAGAUGAAGUGGAUUGGUUUUACAUUUCAAUGGCUAUUGGAUUCGCACUAAGCUUUUGGGGUGUUUGUGGUUCAUUGCUUUUCAAGAGAUCAUGGAGACAUGCUUAUUUUCGUUUUCUAGACUGUAGCUGGAAAAUGUUACUUGCAAAGUUACCAAUAUGUUGA